Messenger RNA from Elgaria multicarinata webbii, 3423 nucleotides. RefSeq lists its product as uncharacterized. Lineage: Eukaryota; Metazoa; Chordata; Lepidosauria; Squamata; Anguidae. The transcript has 8 exons. The record is from RefSeq and is a predicted model, not a curated record. The coding region runs from base 249 to 1160 and encodes 303 amino acids.
UUUCCAGAGGCUCGAGCCAAACCGAAGUUCCAAUAAAUACACUGUUUUAAAUGAGCUUCUUUAACAGCAGAUCGCCGCCUAAGGAACAAAUGUUAUCGAUCUUUCUAGCAUUGUUUACAUUGUCCAAAAUGUAAUUCCGAAAGGCAUGGUUACUAGAGCCAAAGAGCAGAGCAAGUCUGGACAAUAACUGAAUCAACGUGGAGAGAGAUUUACGGAAGACACUGGCAUUAAAGUAACAGCCCUCAAGCAUGCCAGCCCACCACAAGCUGAAGAUAUUCAUUAUGCUACUGACAUUGGUCACCUACACAGUCAUGAUAGUGAUGAAUGCAGGAGCUGGUUCAGGAGCAUUCAAAGGUGUAUUUCGUACCACUGUUGGCAAUAUCUCUCGCCACCAUGACACUGAACUCACACCUGCAACCUGGACCUUCUUCAUUUGGAACAUAAUCUUUCUGUGGCAAUAUAGCUGGCUGGGUUAUGCAGUAUCAGGACUCUGCAGAAGGAACGAACUUCGCUGGAUCUACAUGUGGCCAGAUUUACUGCCACUCUCCUUUUACCUGAUAUGGAUGCUGAACAAUGCUUUAAAUGUUGGAUGGCUAUUUCUGUGGGAUUCACUGCAUUUCGUUCCAGCCCUGCUUGUCCUGGCACUUCUUACUCUCACCAAUUACGCUGCUCUCUUUGUUUCACACCGGGCUUUUUACCCUCAUGCAGCUUGGUUACAUAAGCAUCGGAAAGCAGACCUCUGGCUCAUCCGGAUUUUGGUGCAAAAUGGAAUUGCCGUUUAUGCCACUUGGACCACAAUAGCCACCCUCCUGAACUUCACGGUUGUCUUGAUCUACAUUGGGAAUGUGUCUGAUAGGACCGCAACUAUAACCUCUUUAUGCAUCCUUUUCUUUGAGCUGAUUAUAUGGUUUUAUCUGGAGAACUUCUUACUUGAUAAGUAUGUACGUUAUACCCUCACUAUCUACCCAGUGGUCAUUGUAGCAUUAAGUGGCACCUUACAGAAGAGCAAUAUUACAUUCUCUCCAAAUCCUAGCAGCAUAAUUACAGCUGUGCUGCUGGUAGUGGUGUGUGUCACAUUUGGUAUUCGGCUGGUCCUUGUCAUUUGGAAACAUGACAAAGACAAUUUGGAUGAACCACUUGCUCCAAUUACAACACCAUGAAUUGGUCUAUUACCUGGAUGGAGUCCCUAAAGGGAAGGCAAAAAGACUUAUUCGAGUGUCCAAGACUUUCAGCAGUGCACAGGUGUGCAACUAUCACUUGUGCCUUUUAAUACUGAGGAUGGACAAAUCUGUCAGUUUUGGUUUCUCUCAGUUCCUCAUUUUUCCAAACUUAAGUUUGGCUUGUCCCAUUUCCAUAUCAGUCUGAGAACUUUAAAAAAUACUUUGCACAAAAAUGUAGAUGCAUUUUUGUGCGAAUUUCACCUAAUAGACUCAUUUUAUAUGCAAUUUUGCUAAAUGCCUGCAUUUUGCAAGACAUUUUCCAUAAUAUGCAUUUUUGAACUUAUUCACAGUAAUAUAUGCAUUUUCUGCACACUUUCCUGGUAUAUAUGCAUUUUGUACACUUUUUUAUUGGAGAACUCCCAUGCAAAAUUCAAAGAAGUGCAAAUUUUGAAGGAUAACUGAAUUUUGGUGCACGUAUAGAUUUAAAAGUUCUUAGUUAAAUAAGUUUUCACUAAAAUGCAAAUCAAACAAAAUCCCCUCUUUUACCUAGCCUCACUCAACAGAGAAGUAAAAUAAGUGUCCUACGCACAGAACUUUUUGGAACAUCAAGUGACAGCUACUACAUAUAUCUACCAUUUGUAGGUCAUGUUUAUCACCUGCACAGUUAUCUUCUGGAAAAGUUCUGGGGAAAAGUAUGGCAAGGCCAGAAAUGCCCUAUGCAAAAUCACUUUAAAAGUGCAGGGUGCAUAAGGAUAAAGAUGAGUAUCCAAAACCAAUGAAAUAGAGGAACCUCAAGGGUAUUUUGCCCCCCCCCCACCCCAUAACACAUUUUAAUCUGGGGUCCCAUUAUUGGCUUAGUGCCCCCUCAUAAUAAAUGGGCACUGUCAUCAAAGGUAUAUCUUUUUAAAUUUGUGCUAAAAUUCUUAAAUAGCAAUUCUGUAGCUCUUCAUAUACUAUGGUAUUUACAUAGAGAGCUUAGACUCUUCUAAUUAAAUAUCUUGAUCCUGGGCUCGUUUAUGCCAGGGGGGGAAAGUGAUCCAUUGAUUUAAGUGAAAUGGUGCCAAAACUCAGAGGCAUUUCUGAUGCUGCUUCUGCUCAGAUGUAAAGCUGGGACACACGAGUAGCACAGAAGCUCCUGGGAACAUUGCCAGACUUGUGCCUCACCCAUUAUAAAGGGCUGGAGAGGAAGGGUGGGGGAAGGAAAGCCCAAAUGCAGUCCUAUUAUCUCAGUGGGAACGAGGCCUCAGAUCAACAGGGUGCUAGGCAGGCCUGUGGGGCCUUACCAUCCAUCCACAUGAAACAAAAGCAUAGCCUAAAAUACAUCACAAAGCCUACUGAUGUAAAAUCUAGAAUGUCCAUUUUCCCCUGACACGCAAACACGCACCCUGACAUGCAAACACGCACCCUAUCACGCAGACAUGCAUCCUGACAUGCAGACACGCAUCCUGACACGCAAACAUGCAAAUACGCAUCCUGACACGAAGACACGCAUCCUGACAUUCAGACAUGCGUGUACACUCGCACCCGCACACGUGUACGCACAAGCACACACUCGCAUACACACCUGCACCCCCCCACCCUCAGGACAUUCUGCUGAGAGCUACGUCCAUUCCCCUUGACAUUUUCCCCUUCGCAAGCCCCGCUUCCCUUCCAGGAACACGCAUGGGGACACCUAGAAAAGGUAAAGAGGCGCACAAGUCAGGAAGGGGGGAGUGGCCAGAUGCCCCAGUAAGAACUCCAUUUACCCCCAUGCAAGCAGCACGUAAGCACACAUCAAAUCCCUUAGCCUUGUCAGCUUCAAGGGACACUGAUUAAGUUAAUCCUGCCGAAUCCACUUCACUGACUAACUGCCCAGACAUUGCUUAGGUGCACUUUAACACCCUAGGUCAGUUUCAAAUGACACUGAAUAGCCAAACCCAGCCACGUCCUUAGGACUGACCCCUAGCCACAUCACCAAUAGGGGAAGGGCUACAGGUGCAAAGCACACCUGGGAGAGCACAUGGCGAUGGCGGCCGAGUAAUCUCAGCUGCAAUUCUCCAACUGACCACUGCAUGGAAGUAUAUAAGCUAUUGUCUUGCCUCAGCUCCGUGUGACCCUGCCUUUGCUGCGUGAGCGCCAGGUCAUCACCUAUUCUCAAGAAUAAAUGUUUGGUGCCCAACGCCUUGUCUGUGAUCUUUCGCGAGUGUUUCGAUGUUGGACUUUGGUUCACUUGGAUUUGGCAUAAUUUAUGCAACACGAAGAGUCAGAAGCGACUGAACGAAUA